ACCUCAUAAUAUACCACGACACAGAGAUGAGAGACAUGCUUCUCUUUCUUUGCUUCUUCGUAUUCCCUCUCACAUCGGCCAUUCAUAAAACAAGGAAUUCCAUGUAUGGGCAUUCACUCCUUGCAUCUCCCUAUGACGAGACGGGUGUUGGGGAACUUUGGGAAUGCUACAAACUCUGCUAUGACGACAAAGAAAACUGCGCCAGCAUCAACUACGACAUGAAAAAAGGGAGAUGCAAACGCAUGAAGUUUUCACACGUAAACCUGCCUCGCGAACUCGUGAAAAUGGAAAACUCAGUUUACGCGGAUAUAAGAGACGGUAAAUUUUGUGCUAACAAGCCCCACCCCCUUGGGAUGGAAGAUGGCCGCAUUUCAGACUCAAGUAUCACGGCAUCGUCAACUUAUGUUGAUUAUCGUGAGCACAACCCUCACCACGCGCGCCUCAACAACCAGCCAAUGACAGGACAACACAUAGGCGCAUGGGCACCCGAGAGAAAUGGAAAAGGCGAGUAUCUUCAGGUGGACGUUGGACGAGUCACGUGGAUUACCCAUGUAGCAACGCAGGGGCGCCCUCAAAACAAUCGCCAAUGGGUGACUGAGUACAGUGUGGAGUACAGUCUGACGGGAGAUCAGUGGCAGAGUUACCAAGACGGGAAUGGUGUGAUUAAGGUGUUCCCUGGCAACUCAGAUCAGACAACUGUGGUGAAGAACGAGUUCUCCCCUGUCAUCAAGGCGCGUUACGUCAGAAUUGUAGCACAUGCUUGGUACAAUUAUAUCGCUAUUAGAGCGGAGCUUUACGGAUGUGCAGCUUGACUUACUUAGUUAGGUAUCUUUGCAUUGGACUUUUAUAAUUUAAGGGUUUCUUUGGUGGAGUAGUCUUCUGUGCAGCCUUUCUUAGUGUCAGGCUCCAGGGGAUUUGAGAGUGACACAAAGAUGGAUGCGCGGGGACUAUUGAUGGAGGGGUUAUAGAGACACAUUAAAUUAAAUUUCCAGUUGAUUGGUGGCCUUUCUUGGUAAACCUUUGAGAUGUGGGCACUCUUAUAUGCGGGUCAAGUAUGGAAUGUGAUAUUCUCCUUAAAAUAAAAAAGACCAAUAAAGGAGUUUAAUUUAAGGUAGCCCACGUACAUCACUAUAGUAAAGUAGUUACUAAACGAGGUCAACUCUACCGCAACACGAUUAUAGAAUUAAAUUAAUUAGAAAGCAAACCAGAAAUAAACUGUAUUUACUUGAAACUGCUAUUGAAAAUCGAGAUAUUAAAGUUUACAUUCUACAAAGGAUUCUAGAGAAAGAGCCCGCUUUAGAGACAUGAUGCAGAUUGAUUUUGAUAGAUAGGAAUGAUGGUAAAUUAUUCACGUCAAUGUUAGCGAUCAGUAAAGGAACAUUACCAAAAUAAAAUAGCUCUUCGGCGUCUUAUCUUAAUAUAAUCUUUGCAUUUGUAAACAUAAUAGAUCAGAGUCUCCAAUAAAAGAGAAUCAGACUAAAGACAAAGACAAAA
Nematostella vectensis (starlet sea anemone) is the source of this 1494-nucleotide messenger RNA. RefSeq names its product lactadherin. The transcript is spliced from 3 exons. Lineage: Eukaryota; Metazoa; Cnidaria; Anthozoa; Actiniaria; Edwardsiidae. Bases 27 to 812 code for a protein of 261 amino acids. The record is from RefSeq and is a predicted model, not a curated record.